Molecule: messenger RNA, 2855 nt
Organism: Porites evermanni
Lineage: Eukaryota; Metazoa; Cnidaria; Anthozoa; Scleractinia; Poritidae
Source: the annotation of a GenBank genome assembly
UUAUUUGCAGAAGCACACAGUCGCUACAAACGUAGCUUUAAAAGUAAAAACAAGAAAUCAAACACGAACGUAAUAGUCAGUCGUGACGACAUCAAAAGAGAAGUUCAGCUGGCCAUUAGUAGCCUGGCCUGCAAGGUUAACUGCCCGAGAGGAAUUAGGGGAAGACGAGGAAAGACUGGUCCUCGGGGAAAGCAGGGUCCACCUGGUCCUCAAGGACCCCAGGGACGUAAAGGAAACAGAGGUGCUCAAGGAGAUCAGGGACCACCUGGAUCUAAAGGCGAUCAGGGCCCUCAAGGACCAAAGGGCGAUCCUGGUGAAUCCGUCUCUGCUCCUUCUAUUGUGUCACCUCCGAUGUCCAUGGUGGUAAACGAAACUGAUAUAGCCUUGUUGCAGUGUGAGGUUAAAGGAAAUCCAACACCCCAGGUCACAUGGCUGAAACAAAAUUCCAGCAUCUCUUUGGAAAAACGUAUUGUAAAAUCAGGUAGUCGACUGAUGAUUCGAGAUGUGACGUCACAGGACAGAGGGGUGUACACGUGUAGGGCGAGAAACAUUCUUGGAGUCAUGAUCUCAUCGGCCACAUUAACUGUUCAAGGUAAUUUACUUCCCAAUAUCAACGUGCCAGUAGUCUUAAUUCGCAACAUCUAAACAUCUAAAUACUGUUUAAUACAGCUCUAGCAAAAGUGCAUCGAUCGAUCUCUUGGAUAUACACUGGUUAGGAUGUUUACAUGCCUAAACCUUUUGUGUCCCAUUCAACUAUCAACCCAGAGGUUGUCCAUAGUCAUAUGAAAAAAUUUAAUCAUGGAAACAAUGCAAAUUGACCUGUUUGGCUUCAACAUUUCAAUUCCUUGUAUAAAAUCGAUCGAUGCUGGCACGCCGACGUCACCCAUUGAUAUUAUUCUGCCAACCAGAAGCGUAUUUAAUGGUUCUUGAAAUCAAAUAUUUAUCUUUCACUCGUUAAAAAUUCGAAUAACAAACACAACUUCUGUCACAGUGAUGGCUCCGAUUAUCUUUGAAUAGGACACCGCUGUACAUAAAAUUAUCUUAAGAAGUUGGUGUUGCAGUUAAGCAGAAGAAAAUUACUAGACAAGAUUCUCCUUACUUGACAUAUGACAGUAAUUAACUGUAUUCAACAUGGAAAGGCCUGGAGUCGUUAUCGGAAUCGUGAAAGCGCCGCCUAUGACCUAGUGUAGAUCAAAUAUCUUGUAUUCGCAAGGGGAGUCAAAAGCUCGACGGGGUCGGAGGCCGUCGGAAGAAUCGGAACGUCUCUAGUCUCUUCCGACUCCGGCUUAUCCCUUCACCGCUUAUAAUCUGGUAAAAACCAGUUUGUGGGAGUUGCAAAUAGAAGCGGAAGAGUACAGAAAUCAUUUGCUCCCCACGUUUUGUGAUAGGCUUGCUUCUUCUGCGUCUGGUCGCCACUUCGACAAUUUGAUUUUCAACAGAUCGUCAUUAUCGGAGUCGUAAAUCAGUACACUGUGUACGUUUGAUUGAGACUUUGACACCGACUCGAUCAGCUAUUGAAAAUCUGAACCCUCAGACUUCAGAGGGGCAACGGCCUUACAAAAAGCCUUACGCUGGUUUCGUUAAACUGCACGGAGUAAUUUUUGUUGACAAAUAUGAAAUUAAUGUUGCAAGGUUAACUUACAGAAAACUCCUCAUGGGUGCUCAAAGUAAUUGGGUGAUAUGUUCUUUCGUGUUUCUUAAUUGCAGUUGCUGCCUUGAUCACACAAAAGCCCUCCUCUGUUAUCGUUGAAGAAGGAGAAAACGUGACCCUAGUGUGCAAAGCUUCUGGUCAACCGAUGCCAACGGUGACGUGGCGAAGAGCAUUUGGUCACUUGCCAAGAGGAAAGACUACAGUGAUCGAUGGGAAUAUGAGCAUAGAAAGUGUAACAAAGGCAGAUGGUGGGACAUACGCAUGCGCAGCAAAAAAUUUCCUUGGAGAAGACGCUGCUGUCGCCCUAGUAGCUGUGAUUGACAGGCUUACAUUUACUCUGACACCUCCCAUAAAGUUCGUAGCCUCUGAACUAAGUAACCUGAUGCUCAAUUGCCAGGCUCAGGGAUCCACUGAGAAUUCUUGGAAAAGAACCAACAAAAAUCUUCCUCAAAAGCACAUUGUCUUUCCAAACGGAACUUUAUUUCUCAGGAACGUGUCAACAAAAGAUGCCGGAACUUACACAUGUGUAGCUAAAAAUUAUCAACGAACAAUUAAGGCAUCGUCUAUUGUUGAAGUGCAAAAGGAAACGUCUUGUAGCGGCAUUAAAUCAGGUCGCAGUGGAAGUUCAUCAGGUAAUUAUAUUAUUGACCCUGAUGGCAAAGGAGGCGUGGCGCCGUUCAGUGUGUAUUGUGAUAUGAGUGACAAGGGAGGAGUUGGCGUGACAGUCAUCAGUCACGAUAGCGAGAGUAGAACCUAUGUUGGUAACAUUCCCGGAUGUAAUUGGGAUAACCCUGGUUGUUACAGUAAAGAUGUGACUUAUACUGGAGUCAGCACCGCUCAGUUGGCAGCACUCACUCGAGUCUCACAAAACUGUGAACAGUUUAUCAAGUUUGAGUGUAGCAGUGAUGUAUCCUUUGUACAGGAGUCAGUUGCCUGGUGGGUGUCACGCGAUGGAAGGAAAAUGAACUACUGGGGAGGAGCUGGUGGAUCACCCAACAUGUGCGCAUGCGGAGUCACAAACUCUUGCUCCAAUGGUCAAAAGUGUAAUUGUCACGAGCAAAACAGGGGCUGGAAAGAAGACAGCGGUCUGCUGCUUGACAAGUCUGCUCUUCCUGUGUCACAAAUCAGACUGGCAGACUUUGAUAACUCAAUUGAAGAAGGAUAUCAUACGCUAGGAAAACUCAAGUGUUAUGGCCAGGCAUGA